Messenger RNA from Nilaparvata lugens (brown planthopper), 3207 nucleotides. RefSeq names its product glucose dehydrogenase [FAD, quinone]. Lineage: Eukaryota; Metazoa; Arthropoda; Insecta; Hemiptera; Delphacidae. Gene Ontology annotation, molecular function: oxidoreductase activity, acting on CH-OH group of donors; flavin adenine dinucleotide binding. The coding region runs from base 281 to 2254 and encodes 657 amino acids. The record is from RefSeq and is a predicted model, not a curated record. The transcript has 10 exons.
UAGUAUGGAAUGGCGCACCAACUAUUAAUAUUGCUUCUUCUCCCUUGUUUACUAUUUUUGUAAAACGUAAACAUUACUAUUUAAACUACAGGUAGAUUCCUUUUUCAGUCGGUAAUCUUAGUAGUGUUGCUGUCAAAAAUUAUGAUAAUUUUUCAAAGAUGAAGAAUGUUUUGAAAAUUCAAGUUCAAAUUCGGUGUUUUAUUCGAUGUUUUAUUUUAUGGGAAGUUAUUGGAUAGUAUUUCAAUUAUUCUUAUUUGCGUCUCCUUGAACUUGUGAUUGAAUGCCAAUUAACCUGAUCUGCUGUAAAAUAGGAAUAAACGUAGACGUCUUUCCAAAGUGUUUUAUUUUGAGGAACCAGAUGGCACCCCCUUCGCUACGAGCAAUUUCUCAAACCCGUAUUGCACUUUCGUACGGACCAAGCUUCAGUUUUGUGAUUUUGAUCCGACUGGCAAUCUAUUUGUACCGACAGGACAUUGAAGAUCGUGCCAAUCAGGUGAAAGAUGUGCCGCUAGCUGGAAUUCACAAGGAGUAUGACUUUAUUGUUAUUGGUGGUGGAUCCGCCGGUAAUGUCGUGGCCAAUAGACUAUCGGAAAUAGGUAAUUGGACGGUGCUUCUUUUGGAGGCUGGAGGGGACGAAAAUGUUCUUUCAGAUCUGCCCAUGAUGUAUCCAGCACUUCAGAAGUCACCACUCGAUUGGGAGUUCAAAACAGAGCCGAUGCCUCACCAAGCUUGUGGCGCCAUGAAAGAGAAUCGGUCCUCUUGGCCGAGAGGAAAGGUGAUAGGAGGAUCUUCAGUCCUGAAUGCUAUGCUUUAUAUAAGAGGCAAUAGGAACGAUUAUGAUCGAUGGGCCUCUUUGGGCAAUAAAGGUUGGAGUUAUAAGGACGUUCUGCCUUACUUCAGGAAGUCGGAGGAUGUGAGAGUUCCUGAACUAAUGAAGUCAGAUUACCACGGGACUGGAGGCUACUUGACGGUAGAGAAUUUCCGAUACUAUUCGCUUAUUGCCGAUACAUUCUUGCAGGCAGGAACCCAGCUUGGAUAUUCAGUGGUAGAUGUCAAUGGUGAAAGCCAGACAGGUUUCACCAAAUCGCAUGGUACUCUCAGAAAUGGAUUAAGAUGCAGUACAGCUAAAGCAUUUCUAAGACCAAUAAGAGAUAGAAAAAACCUUCACGUCAGUCUGCAUAGUUAUGUGAAUAAAAUUGAGUUCGAUUUUGUAAAUGGUAGGAAGGUGGCAAGAUCUGUGCUUUUCACCAAAUUGGGUGGACGUGAAAGAAGGGUCACUGCUAGAAAAGAGAUAAUAUUAUCUGCUGGAGCAAUCAAAUCACCUCAGCUCCUAAUGCUAUCUGGUAUUGGACCAGGGGCCCACCUCCAACAAAUGAAUAUAUCAGUUCUGCUUGACAGUCCUGGCGUGGGAGCCAAUCUUCAAGAUCACAUAGCUUUGGGAGGUACAACCUAUUUAUUCACUUCUCCCCCGGAUACUCGACCCAUGGGUGUCGGAUUUGUGCUGCCUCGUAUGAUGACCCUUAACUCUCUGUAUCAGUUUUUGAAAACUGGAACAGGUCCGUUUUAUUGUCUUCCUCUGGCGGAAGUUAUGGCGUUUGUCAGUACCAGGUUGAAUAGGAACAAAUCAUGGCCAGAUAUUCAAUUAUUUUUGGCAAGCUCUUCAGACAGCGGCGAUGGGGGAUUGUUCAAUAAGAGAGGAACUGGACUUACCGACGAUUACUAUGCUUCCGUGUAUGAACCUAUAUUGUAUAAGGAUGCCUACACCAUUGCUCCAUUAUUACUGAGACCUAAAGCUAGAGGAAGAGUGGUUCUCAAAGACACCGACCCGACGAGUAGCCCAAUUAUUGAUGCAAACUACCUAUCAAAUGACGAGGAUAUUGCAGUGUUGGUGGAAGGUGCUAAAAUCGGUUAUGAACUAAGUCAAAUGGAUGCACUGAAAAAGUACAACGUGCACAUGCAUAACAUUUCAGCUCCAGCUUGCAAGCACCUAGCUUUUCUCAGUGAUGAAUUCUGGGCAUGUCAGGCUCGCCAGUACACCAUGACCAUCUACCAUCCUGUUGGGACAUGUAAGAUGGGUCCAGACCAUGACGAAAUGGCAGUAGUUGAUGACAGGCUACGAGUUCGCGGAGUUGAAGGUCUCAGAGUUGUGGAUGCUUCAAUUAUGCCUUACAUCGUCAGUGGAAACACCAAUGCACCCACUAUCAUGAUUGCUGAAAAAGCUUCUGAUAUGAUCAAAGAAGACUGGCUUUCAUGAAAAGUUUUUGUAACAAUAUUCUAAUGCUUAUAAAGCUUAAGAUACUAUGCUUGCUGUUCAUAGAAUUCCUAGUGACAAUAUUCUAAUGCUCAAAAAGCUCCCUAUUAUCAAAUAAGUUGUGAAAAGUGUCUGUGACAUUGUAGAGCGCUCUGGCUCCAACUUAAAUUUCUAUAAUAGCGAGAAAAUCUCAAGUAUGUUAAUCACUAGAAAGUUCUGAGUAUUUUCAAUUCAGUAGACUUUGACAAAGUUUCAGAUAUUAUCAAAGACACUAGUUGUUGUGAAAAUUGUUUAUGACAAUAAUUCUGAAGCCAGGCUCCAAUUCACAUUCUGUUAUAAGUCAGGAACUUUAAUUUCAAGGUAUACUGUUUAUCGAAACGUUGUUGUAUCUUUGAUGCAGUAGCUGCCUGAUCAGUAAGAAUAUUCUAAAGCGCUCAGGUUCUAAUCUUCAUCUUGAUAGGUGGUAGCAAGAAAGGUUUAAAGAGAAUUCAAUCAUCAGGUUGGAAUAGUUCUCUGUAUCUUCUAACACAAUGAUGCUUGAGUGUACCUGAAACAACUAGAAUAUUACUGAUGAAGAUUUGAGAACAUUUAUAAAAAUUAGGGAAAUUAUGAAAAUGAAAAGGGAGUAGGAAAGGAAAAGGAAUGAGAUCAACAGAAGAAAAUUAACUAGGCGUAGGAGGAGGGGGAUGAGGAUAAAGAAGAUAGUAAGAGUCUGAUUCCAUAUUUAUAAAUCACAAACACAGUUAUGUUCAAUUAUCAACAUUAAAAGAUAGGAAAAAAUAAGAUUAGUGUAGAAAUACAUUCUAUUUCAGCCAGUGCCGUUUCCACAUUGUAUAAAUAUCAUCUACGUUUCAUUAUCCCUGCUCACCAAUUAUUCGGUAAGCAAAAUUUUCAUUUUUCAUUUUUUAUAAUGUCGAGUAGUAUGUAAAAUUGAUAAAAAUACUUAUUUGAAUUUG